AUGGAGAGGAAUUAUUACAAAGAAAGUGGAGCUAGUAAAACUGGGUACAACUUCUAUCCUUCCACUCAGUCUGCUGUAAAUAUAACACAGAAGUAUUAUAACCAGGAUGUGUCUCCUUUGUCAAAGCCAGUGGAGAUCAUACAGGAUACUCUCUACUGGUUGCCUUCAAGCACUCCUCCUAAAGGAGAAGGGGAUGAUUAUUAUUUUAGUACUGAUGAUUGUAAUGAAUUACAGUAUGACCCAUUUAAUAAAGAUUUUGGGCCUCUUAGUCUUUCUAUGACUCACCGCUUCUGUUGCGAACUUACCAAGAUGCUUCAUGAAAGAAGAGAUAGGGAUGGAAAAAUAUAUCAUCUCACAAGUCUUCAAGGGCAGAAGAUGGCUAAUUCAGCUUGACUAAUGAGCCUCUUUAUGGUUAUUAUUCUUCAAAGAACUCCUGAAGAAGCUUGGAAUACUUUCUCGGAAUAUCAUUCUCAGUUUACUCCCUUUAGAGAUGCCAGUUCUGGAGAUUGAAGCUACAAGAUGACUAUUCUAGAUUGUUUGAGAGGUGUUGAAAAGGCAAUUGAACUCGGUUGGUACGAUUUCAAAAACUUUGAUGUACAAGAAUAUGAAUACUACUCCAAAUUGGAUAAUGGCGACCUUAAUUGGAUAAUUCCAGGCAAAAUUUGUGCCUUAAUGGGCCCUUAUGAAACAAAUUAUGACUCAGAUGGGCUCAAAUGUCAUACACCAGAAGACUACAGCAAGGUAUUUGAAAGUCUUGGAGUUGAAAGAAUCAUCAGGCUUAACGAAAAGUGUUAUGAUAAAAGCAGAUUUGAGCAAUUUGGAUUCAAGCAUAAUGACUUAUUCUUUGUUGAUGGAUCCACUCCAUCUAUCGAAAUAGUUGAUGCCUUUAUCGAACUUGUAGAUAACACAAAAGGAGCAGUUGCAGUACACUGUAAAGCUGGGCUUGGCAGAACAGGUACCCUAAUUGGAUGCUAUGCAAUGAAGAGAUAUGAAAUCUCUGCAGCUGCCUUUAUCGGUUGGAUCAGGAUUGCAAGACCAGGUUGUGUUCUAGGCCCACAACAACAUUUUCUUAUUUCGAUCGAAGACGAAAUGAAAUAUGGAAAUAAAGUUGUAACUAGAUACAGAAGAUUUGAAGAUUAUGGAAGAUCAGGUGACUCUCCUUAUCGUAAAGAAAUUGGAAUGUCUCCUUCUGAAAGAGUUACAAGUCUCUACGGAGAAGAGAACCAAGGGAAGUAUCUCCUAACAGCAAAGAAAAUGCGGGGUUCUUCUAAAUACAAAUAG
This is a messenger RNA of Moneuplotes crassus, 1281 nucleotides long. Lineage: Eukaryota; Ciliophora; Spirotrichea; Euplotida; Euplotidae. The record is from the annotation of a GenBank genome assembly.